Pelobates cultripes (western spadefoot toad) is the source of this 546-nucleotide messenger RNA. Lineage: Eukaryota; Metazoa; Chordata; Amphibia; Anura; Pelobatidae. The record is from the annotation of a GenBank genome assembly.
AUGAUGGUGGAAGGCCUAUCCAAAUGCUCAAGGCGCAACAAUCUACAUGUCAGAGGUUUACCGGAGGCACCAAACGAAGGCCCCUUAACACUAAAGAUGGUGGAAUGCUUCCAACAACUGCUUCCUGAAAUCCCAGAGGAGAAGUAGGUGAUUGAUAGAGCCCAUAGAGCCCGACAGAAUGAAAGCCCAGUCCCACGUGAUAUAAUCAUCCGCUUCCAUUUCUUCUCGACCAAAGCAGCAAUACUAAAAUAUGACAGAUCACGAAUUUACAUACCAAAAUUCCACUCUCUCCCUCUAUAAAGAGCUAGCAGAUCUACUUUGAAAACACGGGUCAGUUUCACAUGGGGACAUCUCUUUAAGAUCAUAGCCUUCACAGCGAGCCUUACCCACACCAUAUUGCAGGGCACUGAUCCUGCUACCUUCUUCUGUCAUCUGGCCAUCGUGCCCCCACUGGACUUUGCCUUACCUGGAUCUAAAUACCCACUCCUCACCUCCUUCCCUUGGGACUGGUAUACCACAGGCAAGAACAUGGAAACACUUACCUGA